CGACGCAAGCGCAGUUCAAAAAGUUCCCAAGAUUGGGAGCACUGUUCUAUAUGCGAUAGUUCCAAUUGCUUAUAUAUAAAGCUGUGUGAGUAUAAAGGAAACAUUUCGUCCGGAGUUUUUUUUUUCUGUGAUUACGGUGGCAGUGGCAUUUGAAAUAUGGCAGACGUCAUUGAUUGUAAUUUUCCUGUUUGGGGCCUUUUGCCAAAAAAAGAAACGGGUGUCACUCAGUUCCUUACCAAAUAUCCAGAGUAUGACGGCAGAGGUGUUAUUAUCGCUAUUUUCGACUCUGGAGUUGACCCUGGAGCACCUGGCUUGCAGGUGACUUCUGAUGGAAAGCCAAAGAUUAUCGAAAGAUUUGACUGCAGUGGAGCCGGAGACGUGGACACCAGCAUAGUUGUACAAGCCACAGAGGGAUGCAUUACAGGUCUAACUGGCAGAAAGUUAAAAAUUCCUACCACCUGGAAUAAUCCAUCUGGAGAUUAUCAUAUAGGAAUAAAAAAUGCGUAUUCACUCUAUCCUAGUAAAUUGCGAGAAAGAGUGGAAGCGAGUCGGAAGAGACGCUUGUGGGAUGAUGGGCACAGAACAGCUUUGGCCGAAGCAACGAGGCAGCUACAGAUAGUGGAAUCAAAAAAUCGGCAGCCCUUAACUUGGGAAGAGAAAUUAGAAAAGGAAGAACUUGAGGCUAGAGUUGAAGUUUUAACAAAUGCAGAAAAGAAGUACGUUGACGUUGGUCCAUCUUAUGACUGUGUGGUUUUUCAUGAUGGAGAAUUGUGGAGAGCGUGCAUUGAUACUUCUGAAGAAGGUAAUUUAAACAGUGGAGUAAAUCUUGGUGAAUACUCGAUUACGAACGAAUACAAACCUCUUACGAAGGAGGACCAACUCAACAUUACAAUCAAUGUUCACGACGAAGGAAACACUUUAGAAAUAGUUAGUGUAUGCUCUGGCCAUGGAACCCACGUAGCCUCAAUUGCCGCUGCAAAUUUUCCUGAAAACAAGGACUUGAAUGGAGUCGCACCGGGUGCUCAAAUAAUUUCACUUACCAUUGGAGAUGGAAGGAUUGGAACAAUGGAAACCGGAACUGGCAUAGUGCGAGCGAUGAUUAAAGUUAUGCGGUAUAAAGAGAAGAUUAAUGUCAUCAAUAUGAGCUACGGAGAACACACUAACUGGUCUAAUUCUGGAAGAAUAGGAGAACUUGUAAACGAAGUUAUAGAUAAAUACGGAGUAACCUGGGUCUCAUCGGCUGGAAAUUUAGGUCCAGCUCUUUGUACCGUCACCACUCCCCCUGAUAUCUGUACAGGCAGUGUUAUUAGUGUCGGUGCUUAUGUUUCUCCUGACAUGAUGCUCGCUGAAUAUUCUUUACGCGAGAAAAUGCCAGGUAUGCCAUUCACGUGGUCUUCUAGAGGUCCGACGAUAGAUGGAGGAUUUGGAAUUACCGUGUGUGCACCAGGUGGAGCAAUCACUAGCGUGCCGAAUUUUACCCUUAGGAAAAGUCAACUUCUUAAUGGUACAAGCAUGGCUAGUCCUCACGUGACUGGAGCUGUUGCUGUGAUUAUUUCAGGACUUCUAGCAAAGAAUUGCGCCUAUUCUCCCUACAGUAUAAAACGGUCACUUGAAAACACAGCUCUGUACGUCGACAGUCUUGACCCAUUUGCUCAAGGUUCGGGUUUACUGCAAGUGGAGCGAGCCUUCGAAAACUUGGUAUCUUUUGCGGAAAGUCCAGAAAGGGAUGUCAGGUUUUUGAUAAGUUGCGGCGUCAACAGUGCCAAAGGAAUCCAUUUAAGAUCCGGUGUAAUAGAUCGACCUAAAGAUAUUGCAAUUGUCGUAGAACCCAUUUUCCUGGAUACUGAUAAUACCGAUCCUUCUCGAAAAAUAGACUUUAAUAUAAAGUUAUCCUUGGUCUCAGACUCAUCUUGGGUACACUUUCCAACUCACUUUGAUCUAAUGCACAUGCCACGUGCAUUCGCUGUUAGGGUAGAUGGUUCUAAUUUACCAGAAGGUGUUCAUUCAACUAGUAUUAGAGCCUAUGACGUUUCUAAUGUCGACAAAGGGCCCGUUUUCCGUAUUCCUGUUACCGUCGUUCAACCUGCAGUUCUCUCCAAGACAGCUGUUCUUCCAGAUAUAAAUUACACCGAUAUAUUAUUUAAACCUAAUACUAUCGUUAGACAUUUCAUUCUUGUCCCUGAAGAUGCAACAUGGGCAGUCUUGAAAUUAAAGGGUACUGAGAAGGAAAAAAGUGGGAGAUUUGUCACUCACACCCUUCAAUUGAAACCCCGUCUUUCUUGCAAAUAUCUCGAAGUUAACAAAAUGAUCAACGUUACAUCGCAGUCGGAAAGCAUUCAAGGGUUCGCUGUGCAGGGUGGAAUUAUUUUGGAAGUGGCUGUGGCAAAAUAUUGGGCCAAUUUGGGGGACAUUAUAAUCGAUUACUCCAUAGAAUUCCAUGGAAUUCGAGUCCUUAACGGUGACCUUACGAUGCAAGCUGGAGACGGUUACAAUCGCAUUGAGUUACGUAGUUCUUUGAGAAAUGAAGAGGUCGUGCCAAGUUGUUCUCUAAAAUCUUCCGUUCAAGUACUAAGACCCACGGAGUAUAAAAUUGCACCUUUGGGAGAACGAGAUGUCAUACCACCAGCACGUCAAAUAUACGAACUGCAGCUAACUUACACAUUCCACAUUUCAAAAGCUACGGAAAUGACUCCAAACGCAGCAUUGUUCAGUGACUUGCUGUACGAAAACGAAUAUGAAAGCCAAUUGUGGAUGAUUUACGAUUGUAAUAAACAACUUAUUUGCUGUGGAGACGCAUAUCCUUCCAAAUAUACAGUUCAAAAGAUAGAAAAAGGCGACUAUACUUUGAAGAUGCAUGUACGUCAUGAAAAAAGAGAUCUGCUUGACAGGUUAACAGAUAUGCCAAUGCUGCUAACACAGAAACUCAGUACACAAAUAAAUCUAGACAUUUAUGCUAGUCAAUCUCAAGCACUUGUCGGAGGAAAAAAAAUGGUCGCUGCAUCAAUCCCACCUGGUCACACGCUUCCACUUUACAUUGCUCCUCUGAGCAACGAAAACAAACUCUCCAAAGGUGCGACACUUGGCUCUUAUCUUAUAGGAACAAUAUCAUUUUGUAAAGAUGAAAUAGGAAAGAAAGUCGAUUGCCACACUUUUAAAUACAUCCUCUGUGAACCGGCUAAGAAAUCCAAUUCAAAUAGCAAAUCAGAGAAAGAUUCUACAAAGUGGGACGAAUAUAAUGAAGCUUUAAGGGACCUCAAGUGUAAUUGGCUUUCCAAACUCGUACCGUCAAUGAGUAAACUGGCCUAUCCGUACGAAGAUCACAGUGGAAGACCCAUCAUUGAACCGGGUGAACAUGCUCACAAAUUGUACGUGGAGUUGAAGUCAGACUUUCCAGAUCACUUACCAGUUUAUACUGCCAUGUUGUCGUCAUUGGAUAUAACGGAAGCCAGGCGUCACGUUCCCCAUAACGAUUUGCCAGAUACGUCGCUAAAUUAUGCGAAUCAGAUGCUGGGUGUCGCUGACAAAGUUUUAGGAAGCGUGGAUCAGGACAAAUUAUUAGCAUAUUUCGGCGCAAAGAGUGAUCAGCGACCAGAUGCUGCCAAAGUUAAGUCGACAAUGGAGAAGCAAAAAAACUGUCUAGUCGAGGCAUUGGUAAAGAAAGGCUGUGCCUUAUCUCGACUCUAUGUCGGCAGAACGAAAGUUGAGGGGGAAGGUCCGAAUAAGGAACUUCUUGAUAGUUUCUUGGAAGUGUGGAAAGAAGUUCAGAAGUUUGCAGAACCUACUGACAUCAAGGCUAUUUCUCUCAACAUGUGGCACGCGCACCUCAACAAACACUACGGUCGUUACUUAAAACUAUUGACAAGAUAUUCGGAAGAGAAACCAGUGAGAGAAGUUGAUGAGAGAUGCAUAGAAGUGGCCCAAAAACUAGGAUGGAAUCAUUAUGCACGCCAUAUUAGCGGAAGUAUACCAACUCGAUACCCCAAGGCAUAUAAACCAUUUUGAUCGGCAUUAAGUUGACAAAAUAAGAAAUUGUAAUCAUCAGCUUUUUUUAAUGUGUACGCUUUUCUACAAAACGGUGGUAAGGUAAAGGGUACUUCUUUUCGAGUAAGAUAAAUGAUUACAGAAUACAUGUUUAAAAAUUUUCAACUAAAGCUGUCUACAAAUUUUGAGCUCGGGAACAAUAAUAGAUGUGCUUAUAAUUUAUUAAAGAAUUUAUUACUAAGUAUUUAGUGACUUUGUAUAAAGUUAAAUCGUUUUUGAAGCAUACAAAUUUCUGACUUCAGAAGAUAGUAAGUGUAGACUCAAGCAAAUAGUCACAACAUGAAAAGCAAUCUUCGAAUACGUAGAAUAUUAUGCUUGCGGAAUUAUUUAGAAAAAUAUUUGAGUUACAAUGCAAAUGUAAAAAAAGUAUAUUAUGCUGCAAAAGGAGGACAGCAAGCGAUUUUUGCCUAGUAUGUGUUUGUUACUUAAGCGAAGAGAGGGCAGCACGAGGUGAAAAUCGGCUUCCUCUCGUGUAGCAUACGAUUCUUUUUGCCUGACUUCAAUAAAUUGCCGUACUCAUAUGCGUGCAAGAGCCAGUGCAGAAUCGAGUAUUUUUAAUUAAUUAAGCAUGUUGGAUACGCACGCACAGCGUUCUUCAUUACUCAUUCUAAAAUUUCUACUACUCCCGGACGGAGUAAUGCAGACGUACUGCAUAUGCGUGGUCAACUGCGCAGGCGCAAUGCGUUACUGUUUAAGAAUAGGCGGUUUCGCUCCCGUCUUGCAGGCAACAAAUAUUACUAUUGUAGUGGAAUCACUAUUUUAUAUUUAUCAGCAAAAUGUUUGUUUCCAAAUUUAAAUCUUUCUGUAAAGAGGAAAUAGCACUUUUUAUACAAAUAUCUUUAUUGAAGAAUGAAGCUCGGCACUUUCCAACAAAACUUUAAAAAUUCGGGUUUUAAUUGAUGAAUAAUUAUUAACACGAAUAUUAUUUUUUCAAUACAAUUUAGCAUUGAAAACUAUAAUUAUCACAGAACUGAGAUUUCAAUUUAAAUUAAAUUGAAAUGAAAUAAUUAUGAUUUUUAUCGUCGAACCCGUAGUUGCAAAUGCGCAAUUAUUGCAUAUAAGUGACCGUUACAUUUUUCUCUUCAUGAAAACGAAAUUUUUAGCACAGCUUUUCUAGAAACCUUCUUAAAAUUUGUCCAGAUUUACAUAAUGAGAGGUUCAACGUAAGCAUGUAAAAAAUCGACGUAUUAAUUGAAUGAAAUAUGUAUUGAACUUGCACAAUACAUCGUAACCUUAAAAAUAUAUUUAAGAUAUGCAUCGGCCCUUUUGUUGAAAAAACAAAUAAUUACAAGCUUUUUUGAUCCACUAAUCGAUUUUCAACAAUAAGCUCGGUGGCGAUGCUGAGGAUAAAAAUGAUGAUGAUAAUAAACAAAAACAAGUCUUUAUGGGCUCAAUAAAAAUAA
Molecule: messenger RNA, 5444 nt
Organism: Belonocnema kinseyi
Lineage: Eukaryota; Metazoa; Arthropoda; Insecta; Hymenoptera; Cynipidae
Product: tripeptidyl-peptidase 2
Exons: 17
Coding region: 157-4002 (1281 amino acids)
Biological process (GO): proteolysis
Cellular component (GO): cytosol
Molecular function (GO): serine-type endopeptidase activity; tripeptidyl-peptidase activity
Source: RefSeq, a predicted model, not a curated record